Molecule: messenger RNA, 1524 nt
Organism: Heterostelium album PN500
Lineage: Eukaryota; Evosea; Eumycetozoa; Acytosteliales; Acytosteliaceae
Product: 6-phosphofructo-2-kinase/fructose-2,6-bisphosphatase
Exons: 3
Coding region: 1-1524 (507 amino acids)
Biological process (GO): fructose 2,6-bisphosphate metabolic process; fructose metabolic process
Cellular component (GO): cytosol
Molecular function (GO): ATP binding; fructose-2,6-bisphosphate 2-phosphatase activity; 6-phosphofructo-2-kinase activity
Source: RefSeq, a predicted model, not a curated record
AUGACAGAUGAACAAACAAAACAACAACCACCAAAGACAAUAUUCUUUAGAGUAAGAGAUAGAGUUAAGAAAGCAAUAUUCACAGGCAGUACACUCGACGAUCUCAAACUACUGUUUGUUUCAAAGUUCCCCGAGUUCCCAAAAGAUACAGAAUGUCCAUUCUUCAAUGUCGACCCAUCGACCGGAAAUGAAGUACCAUUCAAAUCAAUAGAUAAACUAACGGAAUUUCAAGUUAUUCUUGUUAAACAUGAUAUGGCUGAUGAUGGAAAGAAAAGAUCGGCUGGCUAUACAGGAUUGGAUAAAGAAAAGAUAGUUUUGGUAAUGGUUGGUUUGCCAGCACGUGGAAAGACUUAUGUCGCUCGAAAGAUCUGUAGAAUGCUGAAUUGGAUGUUGUUGCCGGCAAAGGUGUUCAAUGUCGGUGAGUACCGUCGACUUCGUAUCGGUACCGGUCAGCCACACGACUUUUUCGAUCCACAGAAUCCAGAGGGUAUCAAAGCACGUCUUCAUAUGGCUGUGGCCGCUCUCGACGACAUGAUCUCAUGGCUGCACAACGGAGGAAGAGUUGGAAUCUACGAUGCCACCAACAGCACACGCGAACGUCGUCAACUGAUCCUCACACGUUGUACCCGUGAGAAAAUGAAUGUAUUAUUUAUAGAAUCAAUUUGUAACGAUCCCGAUGUAAUAGAAGCCAACAUAAAAGAAACAAAAUUAUUAUCUCCAGAUUAUGCUGGUGCAGAUUCAAAGAAAGCAGUACAAGAUUUUAGAGAUAGAAUUGCACAUUAUAAUAAGGUAUAUGAACCGGUGGAAGGAGCGGAUCUUCAGUAUAUAAAGUUGUUUGAUGUCGGCAAGAAGAUAGAGGUGAAUAAUAUAACUGGUUACAUUCCGAGCAGAAUUGUGUUUUUCCUGAUGAAUUUACAUAUACAUCCACGUCCAAUUUGGCUGACUCGUCACGGUGAAUCAGAGUUUAAUGCCGCCGGCAAGAUCGGUGGUGACUCCGACUUGACGGAGCGUGGCGACAACUACGCGCAUCAACUGGCCGUUUGGAUCUCGGAUUGGUGCGGCAACUUGCGCAAGGAGGGCUACGACGGUGAGGUGGUAGUGUGGACAUCGAGCUUGAAACGCGCCAUCCGUACGGCACAGUAUAUCUCACAGCCGAAAGUGGUGAUGCGCGGUCUCGACGAGAUCGACGCCGGUAUCUGCGACGGAAUGACCUACGAGGAGAUCCAAGACAAGAUGCCGGACGAGAGUGCUGCACGUGACUCUGACAAACUUAGCUAUCGUUAUCCGCGUGGCGAGUCGUACGAAGAUGUCAUACAGCGGCUGGAACCGCUGCUACUCGAGCUGGAAAGAACCAAACUUCCGAUACUGAUAGUAAGUCACCAAGCCACUCUCCGUUGUCUCUACUCCUACCUAACCGGUCGCGUCAAAGAGGAAUGUCCAUUUUUAAACAUACCACUACACACUCUAAUUCAACUCACUCCAAAAGCAUACGGUUGUGAAGAAAAGACAUUCAAAUUAUGUUAA